Messenger RNA from Anoplopoma fimbria (sablefish), 2548 nucleotides. It is a transcript of the gene mtss2b, whose product is annotated as MTSS I-BAR domain containing 2b. Gene Ontology annotation, biological process: plasma membrane organization; cell projection assembly. Lineage: Eukaryota; Metazoa; Chordata; Actinopteri; Perciformes; Anoplopomatidae. The coding region runs from base 1 to 2451 and encodes 816 amino acids. Gene Ontology annotation, molecular function: actin binding; phospholipid binding. The record is from RefSeq and is a predicted model, not a curated record. Gene Ontology annotation, cellular component: actin cytoskeleton; cytoplasmic side of plasma membrane. The transcript has 15 exons.
AUGGUGGAUUUGGCAAACAUGGAGACCGUGGAGAAGGAAUGCGGGGCCCUCGGGGGUCUAUUCCAGGCCAUUGUCAACGACAUGAAGUGCUCCUAUCCUGUGUGGGAAGACUUCAACGCCAAGGCCACCAAGCUGCAUUCCCAGCUCCGAACCACUGUUCUGGCUGCUGUGGCCUUUCUGGAUGCCUUUCAGAAGGUGGCAGACAUGGCUACAAACACCAGAGGGGCAACCAGGGACAUCGGUUCAGCUCUGACCAGGAUGUGCAUGAGGCAUCGCAGCAUUGAAGCCAAGCUCCGCCAGUUUACCAAUGCUCUGAUGGAGAGUCUGAUCACUCCUCUCCAGGACAAGAUUGAGGACUGGAAGAAGACAGCCAACCAGCUGGACAAGGAUCAUGCCAAAGAGUACAAGAGGUCACGCCACGAGAUCAAGAAGAAGUCCUCUGACACCAUGAAACUACAGAAGAAGGCUCGCAAAGGGCGAGUGGACCUGCAGCCUCAGCUGGACAGCGCCAUGCAGGACGUGACGGACAUGUGUCUGCUGAUGGAGGAGACGGAGAAGCAGGCGGUGCGCCGGGCCCUCGUGGAGGAGAGGGGUCGCUUCUGCACCGUCAUCGGCUUCCUGCAGCCCGUUGUGAACGGAGAGAUCGCCAUGCUGGGAGAGAUCACCCACCUCCAGGCCAUCAUCGAUGACCUCACUGUGCUGACGACCGAUCCUCACAAACUGCCCCCAGCUAGUGAACAGGUGAUUAAGGAUCUGAAGGGGUCCGACUACAGCUGGUCCUAUCAGACCCCUCCUUCGUCCCCGAGCAGCUCCUGCUCCCGCAAGAGCAGCAUGUGCAGCCUGCCGCAUCAGCCGCUGCCACCAGGGGGCAUCGCCGCCCACCGCCUCAGCAGCGUCUCCUCCCACGAUUCGGGCUUCGUGUCCCAGGAUGCCAACAUCUACUCCAAGCCCCCCUCGCCUAUGCCCUCUGACAUCACUAGCCAGAAGUCCUCCAGCUCCGCAUCGUCAGAGGCCUCAGAAACAUGCCAGUCAGUCAGUGAAUGCAGCUCCCCCACCACUUUUGGCUCGUCCUUCGCUACCUUCCGCCCCGCUCUCUCUCACUCUGGCUCCUCCAGGCCUCUCUCUGUCAUUCUUCCUGUUCCUGAGUCCCCACACUAUAACUGCCCCCCCGGAUCCAGCUCCUCCUCUCCCACAUCAAAGGUUCCUAUCUGGAAGGAUUGGUCCAAAGCAGGUCAGUAUGAGCAGCCGGUGGCGGCGGCGGCAGUUCAGAGGAGGAAGGAACCCCUGGAUAGACUGAGGGAGAACGAGAUGUCGCCGAGCUCCCAGGGGUAUGCCGGGCCGUCCCACCCCGAUGACGCACAGAGACACAGGAUGACCCCGGCAAACAUCGCUGCCAAGCAUGGGGAGGAGGUGUCUCCAGCAGCCAGCGACCUGGCCAUGGUGCUGACCAGAGGACUGAGUAUGGAGCAGCAGAAAAGCAACAGAGACUCCCUGCAGUACUCCAGUGGCUACAGCACAGAGACCACAACCCCAUCCUGCUCCGAGGACACCAUUCCUUCGCAAGGUUCAGAUUAUGACUGCUACUCAGUGAACGGUGAUGCUGAAGGACCAGAUGGACAGACAGAGUUUGACAAGUCCUCCACCAUUCCUCGACACUCUAACAUCGCCCAGAACUACCGGCGCAUGAUCCAGACCAAGAGGCCAGCCAGCACAGCCGGCCUACCCAGUGGGGUUCUUGGUCCUGGGGGUCAUGGCAUACCAGGACAACCCGGGGGACCUGGUGGAGGUGGAGCAGGUACUCCAGGCACCGCCACAAUCCGCCGAACCCCGUCUACCAAACCGGGCGUGAGGCGUACGCUGUCCAGUGCGGGACCUAUCCCCAUCCGACCCCCCAUCGUGCCCGUAAAGACACCCACAGUUCCCGGAGACUCGCAUUCACCUGGCGCAGCUGGUGGCGGGUACGCAGGUGGAGGGCACUCGGGCGGUGUGCCGGUGCGCGUGGGCAGUGAGGAGUGUGUGUUCUUUACCGGAGUCGAGGAUGGGCAGGGAGCGCUUGAUUAUGUAAAGGCAUCACCGAAGCGCCUCAGCCUGCCUAACACCGCCUGGGGAUCGGGGGCGGCGUUGGAGGUCUACGCCCAGCAGCAUGGAGGCCUUGCAAUAGGAUCUGGCUCAGGAGCCGGAUCAGAGGAGGAUCAAAUGAUAGCGGCCAAUCGGCACAGCCUAGUGGAGAAGAUUGGCGAGUUGGUAGCCAGCGCGCACGCCCUCGGAGAGGGGCAGUUUCCUUUUCCCGCUCUCCCAGAUGACCCAGCUCUGCCGCCAACCGGACCCUCCAACGCUCCGUUGGGGACAGAAGGGGCAGAAGGGUCCGGUGACAUGUUGACCACCAUUAGGAGAGGAGUCCGCCUCCGCAAGACCGUCUCCAAUGACCGCUCGGCGCCGCGCAUCUUGUGAUUGGAGGACAAGAAACGAGAGGAUGAUACAUGUCAGCCAGUAGGGAGUCAGGUGUUGGUGUGGUGCAACCCAACCGCCUAGUACAUACACAGACACU